CCGCUCGCACCGUGACUGAUGCUGUGUGAGACGCGCACUAUGCUGGCGACGCUGACGAGGGUGGCAGCUCUGCGCAGAACCGGCCUCUUCUCCGGCUGGGGCGGCAGGAGGGGGCUGUGGACUGGCCGCCCGCAGUCAGAUAUGGAGAAUAUAAAGCCAUUGGAAGGUGUAAAAAUUCUGGAUUUAACAAGAGUCCUGGCAGGACCUUUUGCUACUAUGAAUUUAGGAGAUCUUGGAGCAGAAGUUAUAAAAGUGGAGAGACCAGGAGCUGGUGAUGAUACACGAACUUGGGGGCCACCUUUCGUGGGAACAGAAAGUACAUAUUAUCUCAGUGUUAACCGAAAUAAAAAAAGCAUUGCUGUUAAUAUCAAGGAUCCGAAAGGGGCGAAAAUCAUCAAAGAGCUUGCAGCUGUUUGUGACGUGUUUGUGGAAAACUAUCUCCCUGGCAAACUGUCUGCAAUGGGCCUGGGAUAUCAAGAUAUAGACAAGAUUGCUCCUCACAUCAUCUAUUGUUCCAUCACAGGGUAUGGUCAAACAGGUCCAAUUUCUCAGCGAGCUGGUUAUGAUGCUGUUGCCUCUGCUGUUUCUGGUCUGAUGCACAUCACGGGGCCUGAGGAUGGAGAGCCAGUUCGCCCAGGAGUAGCCAUGACUGAUCUUGCCACAGGCUUGUAUGCAUACGGAGCUAUUAUGGCUGGAUUGAUACAAAAAUACAGAACUGGGAAAGGACUGUUCAUUGAUUGUAACCUACUGUCGUCCCAGGUGGCGUGUUUGUCCCACAUAGCUGCAAAUUAUCUUAUUGGUCAAAAGGAAGCAAAACGUUGGGGUACAGCUCAUGGAAGUAUUGUUCCUUACCAGGCUUUUAAAACCAAGGAUGGCCAUCUUGUAGUUGGAGCGGGAAAUAACCAGCAGUUUGCCACCGUGUGCAAGAUCUUGGAUUUGCCUGAGCUGAUUGAUGACUCCAAGUAUAAAACUAACCACCUUCGGGUACAGAAUAGAAAAGAGCUUAUUAAAAUAUUAUCUGAAAGAUGGAGUUUCGCUCUUGUUACCCAGGCUGGAGUGCAAUGGCGCGAUCUCGGCUCACUGCAACCUCCGCCUCCUAGAUUUGAAGAAGAACUGACCAGCAAGUGGUUACGUCUCUUUGAAGGCAGUGGAGUCCCAUAUGGCCCAAUCAACAACAUGAAGAAUGUAUUUGCAGAACCUCAGAGGACUGAACUUGAAUACUGGAGCCACUUCACUCAGACAUAUGGAAAUCUGGGAUUGUCUAGAAGUUUGUCUCCACAGCAGAGUUAUCUGCAGUGUUAUGUUGCAGAGUGGUGCAGCAGUAUGAAGGCCCUGUUUCCUUGCCUUGAGAUGGACACACUACAGCUUUCUGCAGGAUCAGGCUGAGGCAGACCCUUCAGACCCUUGUUUGGAUUCUUCCCCUUCUUGGCCCCACUUUCCUUAUUCCCUUAACUGAUUUCUCCUGGGAGCACUUCCCUAAUAAAUCGCUUGCACACAGACUCUUGUCUCAUGGCCUGCUUCAGGAGAACUAGCAGGUGUUGUGUGAAUAUUUGCAGAAUGAAUGAAUGCUUCAAAAGGAGUAUAGCAUAAUAGGAGCAUGGAUUCUGUAGCCAGACUGCCUGAAUUUAAAUCCUAGUUCUACCACUUAGCAGCCACGUGACUUUGAAUAAGUCAUCUAACUUUUUUGUGCUUCAGCUUUUUUAUUCAUAUACUGAAGCUAAAAUAGUACUUUAUAUGGGGUUGUUAUGAAGAUUAACUAAAUUAAUACUUUUAAAGCCUUUGGAACAGUUUCUGGCACAUAAUAAGUGGUAGUUUAGUGUUUGCAAGAAUAGAUUAAAAAUAAAUGCAUUAAAUGACAUUAAAAACAUAAAUAAGUGGAAAGACAUCUUGUGAUUAUGGAUUGGAAGACUAUAUUAUUCAGAUGAUGCUACUACUCAAAGUGAUCUCCAGAUUUAAUGCAACCUCUAUCAACAUCCCACUAGUGCUUUUUACAGAAAUUAAAUACCCAUCUUAAAGUGAGCUCAAAUAGCCAAAACAAUCUUGUAAAGGAACAAAGCUGGAAGACUAACACUUCCAAAUUGCAAAAUUUACUUCAAAGCUAUAGGAAUCAAAACAGUAUGGUCUGGCAGAAGGAUAGGCAUAUACAGACUAAUGUAAUAGUCUAUAUAUUAUAUAGACUAUUCUAUAUUUUACCCCACACAUACGGGGUAAAAGCUGAAUUUUAAGCUAGGUGCUAAGACUAUUCAAUGAAACAAGGAAAGUCUUUUCAACAAAAGUGUGUGGAAAACUGAUCUCCACAUGCAAGAGCAUGAAAUUGUAUCCUUACCUUAAGAGAUAAAGGUAUAAAACUCUUAGAAAAAAACAUAGGGGGAUGUCUUCAUGACAUUGUAUUUGGCAAUGAUUUCUUGGAUAUGACAUCAAAGACACAGGCAAUUAAAGAAAAAAUAAACAAAGUGGACUUCAUCAAAAUUAAAAAUUUUUGCACAUCAAAAGACACUAUUAAGGCCAGGCAUGGUGGCUCAUGCAUGUAAUCCCAGCACUUUGGAAUGCUGAGGUAGAUGGAUUACCUGAAAUCAGGAGUUCAAGACCAUCCUGGCCAAAAUAGUGAAACCUCAUCUCUACUAUAAAUACAAAAAUUAGCUGGGUGUGGUGGUGUAUGCCUAUAGUCCCAGCUACUCAGGAGGAUGAGGCAAGAGAAUCACUAAACCCAGGAGGCAGAGGUUGCAGUGAGCCAAGAUCACACCACUGCACUCCAGCCUAGGUGACAGAGCAAGAUGUUGUCUUAAAAAAAAAAAAAAAAGACACUCUCUUGCAAAAGGACAACUCACAGAAUGGAAGAAAAUAUUUGUAAAUUAUACAUCUGAUAAGGUAUUAAGAACCUCUAUCAGUCAACAACAAACAACUCAAUUAAAAAAUGGUGAAAGGUCCUGGAUAGAAAUAUUUCCAAAAAAGAUAAACAGAUGAAAACAGGUCAAUAAGCAGAUGAAAAGAUGCUCAGCAUUAUUAGUCAUUAGGGAAAUGCAAGUCAAAACACAAUGAAAUACCAUUUCACACUCAUUUGAUGGCUAUUACAAACAAAACAGCAAACCAGAAAAUAACAGGUCUUGAUGAGGGUAUGGAGUAAUUGGAACCCUUGUGCAAUGUAGGAAUGUAAAAUGGUGCAACCUCUGUGGAAAACAGCUUAGUAGUUUAUCCAGAAGUUAAAUAUAAAAUUAUUGUAAGAUCUAUUAAUUCCACUCCUGGGAAUUACUCCCAGAAGAAUUGAAAGCAGGGACAUGGAUACUUGCAUACCAGUGAUCAUAGCAACAUUAGUCACAAUAGUCAAAAGAUGAAAACAACUCAAAUGUCUGUCAAGGAUGACUGGAUAAACAAAAUGUAGUAUGAAUGAAGUUCUGAUAUAUUUUACAAUAUCAAUGAACUUUGAAACAUUAUGCUAAGUAAAAUAAGUAGGGGCAAAGGACAGAUAUCAUUGGAAUUCCACAUAUAUGAGGUGCGUAGAAUAGGCAAAUUCAUAGAGAUUGGAAAUAAACUAGAGGUUACCAGGCUUCUAGUGGUGGGGUGGGGAGCAAAGUGAGAAGUUGUUUAAUGAGUAAAGAGUUUCUGUUAGGGAUGUGUAAAAGUUCCGGAAAAGCGGUGAUAAUUGCACAACAUUGAGAAUGUACUUAGUGCAACUGAAUUGUGUGUUCAAAAUGUUACUUUACCACAGUUUAAAAAAACAUGAAUUCUGGUCUUGCAUUUUGUUAUUCCUGCUCUGCCUCUGGGACGUUGAUAUAGGCAUCACUAACGCUGCUUUUCUCUCUCGUGCGGGAAGUUCCUGUGAAUUGCCUAUGAGCAUUUAAACAAUAUGCUUGGAUAUCUAUGAAUUUUCUAUGAAUUUUUAAACAUCCAGUUAAGAACAGAGGAAUAAAAGCACUGUAUACAAACAUGAACAAAUAAAGGAAUGAUUAGAUUAUUUGAAAAUUCUUUAGGUUUACUCAUAAUUUGCAAUAACCCUGUGAGUGCAGUGAGUCCAGUUUAAUUAUGGAUACCAUAAAGCAGUCUGAACCUAGAGUUUUCUUCAGCUUUACUGCUUAUGAUUUUAUAAAAGCACUCCACAUGGGUCCACUUGGUUUGAGCUUAUAGGCGAAUUGGUCUCCAGCCAUAUGCUCCAUCUCCUUAUGUGUCACACCUCUCCAUCAGAGCUGAAAUGUUCCCCUGAAGAGAAACUUUUUAAAAGCCCACAAACUCCAAUUUAGCCUUUGGCAAUCAUUGUGUUGUGGUGUUUGAGUGUUUUAGACUUAGUAAUAAAUAAUGUUUUAAAACUUCCAAUGUUGUAUGUCUUAUUUGUCGUGCUGUUUGUAUCUAUGGGCAACAGCCCUGGACAUGACAGUCCAUGAAAUGCGAUAAAGUCAGGUUACGAUUGUCCUACCUGUCCCAUAGCCUCACAUUUCCCUCAUUUUUAUCAUAAAUGGCUAAACGAAAUGAGAAGAAAGGGGAUGAGAAAGUGUAUUGGUUUGUGAGACAGUGUCCCUCCAGGAGGCAGUUGGUAAAUUUGGCUAAUCUCUAUAACCUUUACUCUGACACACUUUUACAUCCUUGUUUUCUGUACUUGUAUGUUAUUAUCUUAAAGACUUCUUGGUUUUCAUCUGGGAAGCCCAGUACUGUGGAUAUGUGGGACGGAGAACUGACCCAUUUAAGUAUAUUUCAUUUAUAUGAAAUUUCAUUAAAGAGAAUGCAUUAGCAACAAAAGGCCAAAUUCCAUUUAACAAGAACUUUUGAAACUUUCACCACUGUCACUCUUAUUUCAAACAAAACUACUUUAAGUCUGUUCUGGAAUAAGACAGUGUGUAAAGAGAUAAUAAAAUAUGUUAAGCUAAUGCAAAAGUUUUGGGCUCUGGAUAUGUAAUGAUAUAUUUUAACCUUUUCUAUUUUGGAUUCAGAUCAGGUCUUCUGUUGUGGAUCAAUGGUUCCUAGGUGAAGGGUAGUUCGCUAUGAAUCAUCCUAUUUAAAGCAUCUUGUUGCUAGUGGUUCUGUCCUUGAAGAGUGUAAGUAUAAUACAUCUCCCCACCUUCUCUGCAUGGAGUUAGCUAUGACAAGAAAUGAGUGGCCCUAAACAUACAGCUAGGUUUAUCACAUGAGCGUGUAGCUGAUUCCCACUGGUUGAACAUCCGAGCAUUUGGAAAGUGACAUGCAUGCACAUAUAUUUACAUGCACACAUCAUAUGCGCAUGCAUACAUGUUUUUCCCUCUACUUUUUGGAUGGAGAAACUUGCAGAAAAUGAAAUGUCCAGUGGACAGAGAGACAGUAAAAAGAAUGGCAUGGGAUAAAAGGCAGCACAGAGAUGUAACUUGUAAAACUAGUUUCUUCUUAUUUCCUUUUCCCACGGAAGACAAAGAACCAUUCCUGCCUAGGGUUAAUAGUGUUAGAACAUAUUCCCUUAUGGCAAACACAGAACUCCUGGAAUAUCUUUUAGGAAUGAUGUAUCUUAAGGUGAAAUCCGAUACUCCAAGGAUCUUAGAGUCCUAAGUAGAAACUAUACUGAUAGAGACAAAUUGGUUAUUUCCACCCAACCCUCCAAACUUCACUGUUUGGCUUUUAUUGAAAAUUGAAAGUAUGUCUUUAUUUAUUUACUUUCAUUGCAAAACUUGUAUGGUAAAAGUUUGUUGAUGUACAGCGUAUCCCCAGAGGGAAAUUACUAGAACUAACAAGACUAGGAAUAUUUGUUUUCAAGUGGAUUUUUAAAUUGACCUUGAUAGUUUUCAGUGUUUCUUAAUUAGUGUUUGCAAAUCUGCUGAUUUUACGAAAAAUCUGUUUCUUGCUGUAUUAGAGUAUAGCGUCACCACAAAAUUAGCAUUCCAUAUGUUGUUUUGUUAAACAUCCUUGGUGACUCUCUUUAAAUCCUUUUGGGAAAUGUUUUGAAAUUUGUUGAAACAAAUAUGCAACACUUGAAAAUAAAUGGUGAUUAUCACCACAUUGUUCUUUCUUAAAAGCAUUGCCUGUGUUUGCACUUAGUAGAAAUGCUAUCACUGAACACACAUCCUUCAGAAAUUACUUAUGAGAGGGUAAGGCCUAAUACAAGCCUUUUUACACAGAUAAGGAAAAGCAACUUGCUGCAGAAUUCUAGCAAUGCCAUGAUGCUCUGUGUAAUAAUACAUAACUUUACCAAAGGCUGGAGUGGCAAGUCUCAUGUAUAAAAGACUUUAUUAGAUAUUUUUCCUUCCCUAAAUGGAAUGAGCAAAUUCAGCUUCCUUUUCCUAAAAUCUCCUUCAGUUCUCUUAAGUAGAAACAGAGGAACGUAUUUCAUCUGAAAUUGGAGAACUGGGUUGCAUCUCAUGGUAGUAUCACUCAUUUUUAACCACUUAUUGAAACUGAGAGUCCUGUCUGUGUCUUCAUUUUAGAUUUAAGAUUUAGUCAGCCGGUAUAUUGAACACCUAUUAUGUGCCAGGCAUUGUGCUUGGGGCUAAAGUUGCUAACAGGAAUCAGACAAAAACAGUGGAUUCAAUAACCCUACUUUGAGGGCAUUAUAACUCAAGAGGGGAGAUAAUUUGAAGCAAAAGAGGGCUUUGUGGAGGGGUUCAGGGAUGAUUCACCAGAGGUGGAGAUGCUUAAGCUGAGUCUUAAAAGGUGAAUGCCAGUUUAUCUGGUAGAGAAUGCAGGAUAUGUCACACCACGCUAAGUGACUGAGGUGUAAAGACUGAGGCACUGAAGUGUAAAGUGGUGUAGAAUGCUGGUGUAAUAGCAAUUUCUUCAGUGGGGCUGGAGCAUGGGGUUCGGGACGGGCCAUCGGGUGUAGAUCUAAUACUUUUGUAAAGCUAUAUGGGUGUUUUCUACUGUGCCGAGGAGACUGAGCUUCAAUUUGUAGGAUUGAGAGACUGAAGAUUUUUGAUAAGGGACAGAAUUGAUCAAUGGGGGGAAAGUGGAGAGUUUGAAGACAAAGGUAUUAAUUAGGAAGCUGUUCUAAUAGCCUGGGAGAUGAUGGUAAGGGCCUGACCUAAAUCAUAGCUGUGGGAUCUAUAAAGUUAUCCUGUUUAGGUCUGAGAGCUAGGAAGAAGGAUCAAUUUCACUCUAAGGAAAGAAGGGUCAGAUAGAAAGAAUGAUGAUGACCUCCAUGGUUUGUGGUAUGCAAACCGGGUGCACAGCCACACUAUCUAUUGUUAAAAGAAAUGGUAGACAUUUUAAAAGGAAGAAAACGAGUUCUGUUUUAGACAUGUUUAAUUUGGGGUUACAGUGUAACGGAUCAGAAGUAUGCAUGUUGGCCUUGGUUCUGAUAGUUGAAAGAUUUUCUUUCUUUCUCUCAGUGGCUUAAGACUUCUACUUUCUAUGAGGUAGGGGUCUGAGGAAGGGAGAGGGGUUGAACUCCUGCCCCUCUUCCUCCGCCCAAGUAACAGUGGAUCAUCAUGCGCAUGCACGUACCCCUGAAGUGCUCUUUCCACAUCCCAUCCUCCUCCCAUGCUUUCUUAUCCGCAGGUGGCCAAAGAGAGGAGCUUGUUGAAGACUCCCCUUUCAGCUGUUACUUUCAGUUCAUCUGUCAUGUUGUUCCAUUUUCAUACUUUAAAAUUUGUAAAAAAUUUUCCUAUUUUCUUCUUGCCUGCUUUUAUGACAGUUGCCUCUUCCUCCCAUGCUCUACCAAAGGUGAAAUAGUUCAGAUACUGUCUGUUCUUAGAAGGGUUUGACAGUCCUUUGGUACUUGGUUUAUGUGGUUGCCUUCUAGGAAAUGCUAAAGAAAAGUCAUUAUUUGGGCUGAGUGUGGUGGCUCAUGCCUGUAAUCCCAGCACUUUGGGAAGCCAAGGCGGGAGGAUUGCUUAAGCCCAGGAGUUUGAGACCAGCCUGGACAACAUAAUGAGACCUUUUCUCUACCAAAAAAAAAAAAAAGAGAGAGAGAAAGGAAGAAAAGAGAGAGAAAGAGAAAAUAACUGGGCACGGUGAUGGAUCCCUGUAUUCCCAGCUACUUGGAAGGCUGAGAUGGGAGGAUUAUUUGAGCCUGGAAGGUCAAGGCUGUGAUGAGCCAUGAUUUUGCCACUGAACUCCAGUCUGGACGACGGAACAAUACUGUCUCAAAUAAUAAUAAUAAUAGAAAGGAAAAGUCGCUAUUUGUAGAUUAUUUGGCCUUUUCUUAUUGUUAGGACUAGAGCCUCUUAUGGCUUUCUGCUAUCUAAGUGGCCUAAGUGGGAGCAGUACUUUCUCUGUGAAUGAAUUUUAUAAUUAAAUACUACCAAUUAUUUUAGAACAUGAUCUGAAAGGCCUACUUGUGUACAGCUGCUGGCACGUAGAGCAUACAAAAAACAAGUCCCCCAGAGAUGCCGAGGAGACAGACACAGAUAUAAGUCCUUAAAAGUCCACAGCAGAAUGAGUGGAUAUGUACAUACAGAGAAAAAAGUAGCUAGAAGUAAACAUACCAAAAUAUUUCUUAUCUUGGGAUUGUUGAAUUGUAGGUGAUUUAUUUAUUAAAAACAUGCAACAUCUCAAACAGUAAGCCUACAUAACUUUAUAAUCAAACAACAGUCAUUUCAUAAUAAAACAAUAAUUAUAUCUGUAGGGUAGAGGAAAGGAAUAUACUUGAAAUUGCUCUUAAUAAGAUUUAAUUUCAAUUUAUUCUGUUUAAUUGGCUUGUUGUGAAUCAGAAACUCAGUUCUUUUUUUACUGGAAAUAUGUCUGUCCUUUAGAUCACCAUUUGAUAUCUUGACUGAGAAGAAAAUUGUAUAACCUAGAAAGGGCUGAAUAUUACUGAGCCCUGAGACCUGGGUCAAUGACAGCUGUAAUGUGACCUCUUAUAGGAGAAGCUUGGCCUAACUUAUUUUACCCACUGAGAGAAGGAAUCAGAUCUCCCUAAUGGCAACUUUCCCUUUCUGCUAGUGAACUGAGCACUCUAAAAGAUCUAUUUAGUACUUCAGAGCAGGCUUUUGUAUACUGAGAAUGAAGACAAUUUUGCUGUCUCCAAAAUGCCCAAUAUUAUUUAACCUUGUCUAGAUAAAAAGCCCUUGCUAACUAUGUUCUCAUCUAAGUAGCUCUGUCUCCAAUGUCCUGUCCUCCAGGAAGAAUGGUAAUCCAGGAUUGAUAACCACAUCCUUCAACUAGAGAAACUGGAUUCCCAAGAAGUGCUGUAGACACUGAAAGUAUGUUGUGGGUGUGGGCAGUCGUUAUUACCAGAAUUGGCUUUCGACAGUUGAAAAAUAGGCAGAAUUCAGCUUUAUUUUCUUCUCCUUUUAGUAGUGUUCUCUCAAGUUUUUACUAUUACUCAUCCCCUCUUGAGAAUCCAAUGGAUAACUUACCCCUUAGAUCUCUUUUUGUCCAGACACUUAAGAAAGCUCCUUUCUUUUGAUAGUUAUGUUGGCCAAAUCUGUUAGUCAACUAAUUCAUGGGACACACUGAUGGCUUGAAGUGGCUAAAUUAUUAUACUGCUCAGGUAUAUUCUGCAAAGUAAAGGGAAUAUAGUUUUGAUUAAUGGUAGAUAAGUUUCUGCUGCGGCACAGGUUGUCACCACCAUUUCUUAUACUAAGUCAUCUUUUAUUUUCAUUCAUUCAAAUGUCUUUAUUGAAUAUCAUUUAUAUACUUAGUACUGUUUUCAGCAUUGUGCUUUAUUUUAGAUGGAAACCCUAUUCAUUGGACCACCCUAGUCAUUGGACACCGUGAUUAUCAUGACCCUGUUGUGCUCAAAUCCUCCGAUGUGUUUCCAUCAUGAUCAGCACGAAUUCCAGGGCGGAAUGAUCUAGUCCUAUUUACUCCCCUUAUCUUAUUUUCUCUCUCUAUCCAACCUUCUCUGCUGCUUCAGCCACACUGACCCCUUUGAUGUUUUCAAGCACACUAAGCAAGCUCCUGCUUUGGCAUGCUAGUAUUGCCUGUUAUAUCUAUAUGGAAUAUUCUUUUUACAGAUAUCCGUGGGCCUUAAUGGCUCUUUUUAUAUGACUCUGCUAAAAUGUCACCUCAACAGAGAGGUUUCUCUUGAUCACCAUAUUUAAGUAGCAUUCCUCAUAUAUUCUCUGUUCUCUUUCCUUGCUUAAUUUUCUUUGUAGCAAUCAACAACUGGCAUAUCAUACACACACACACACACACACACACACACACACACACACACGAAUAUAAGCUUCAUAAAGUCAGUUAUUCCUGGCCAUAAUAUAUAUUCAGUGUAUAGUAUACAUAAUAUACUCUAUGUGUGUUUGUUGAAUGACUCUGCUUCCCAUGGAGUGUCUACAAUGUAGUCUUCUUAAUCUUGAGUUCUUAUCUUCUGCCCAACACAUAACCAAGUAAACAGAGACAGAAUAUCAUUACCACACCAAAAAUAAUAAUUAAGUAGAUUCAAUCAUAUGUUCUGAGUACUUAACACAGAUACAAUUAUUAUUAGAUCUACACAUUCCUUUCCUAGGAAGGGCCCUGUUUGCAGGACAUUUGGCCGUUGUGACUUUGGUAUGGCUCUGCUGUUAUUUUUACAUGGUGUUAAUGUGUUCCUGACAUAUUUCAAAGACCAGGCUUGUCAUUUACUUUGAGGGGUCCCAUGAAUUUCUCUCUUACACUUUUCAAAUGAAAUUUCAGAAUUGAAUCAAAUUUAUUGUUUCAAUCAAAAUGGAUUUGAAUUACAGAUGUCUGAUCCCUUAAAAACAGAGCUAAAAAAAGAAAGCUUCCAUCAACUUCAGUUCUUCUUUGCUUGUCUGCUACAAACCAGAACCAAGGACUUUCUAUGAGACUUUAAAAAUCUUUAUUAUGUUAAAAACAUUAUGCAUAUUAAGCUAAACACAUUAUAUUUGCUUAUAUUUGAAGGUUUGUUUCAUCGAGGAAGUUGUAUAAUCCAUGAGCAAGUUGUGGAUGCUUUCUCAAAAUGUGAUUAUAGCUCAUAAAAGUGGUUUUAAUUGACAAUUUUAUGCCAUGGAGAGCCUAUAGCAAUCUUAGAUGCACAUACCUAUAUUUAUAUCUAUAAUUUAUUUUUAAAGAUUCCCUAUACAACACUAUUUUGAAAUUACUAAAGGAGUUUUCCUUCCUUUUUGUUAUUCAUCUGGGUAACCUAAAAAAAUAUUGCUGUUAUAUCCAACUGUUGGCACUGUUGCAGGCAACUAAAAGCUUAAGAAAAUUAUUCCCUCGCCUGUCCCCCACAAAGCCACAUCUAAAAAGGUCACAAAAGGAAACACACAAUUCAAAUAAUCUCCAUGCUGUAUCUAAGAUUAACUUGGACACAGAUGUUUUAACUUACAGUUUGAUCUGGCGUAAUAUAUACAUUUAACAAAAUCCUGUUUUGUAUUGCCUCUAUAAACACUGACGUCUGAUAAAAGUGUAUUGAUUUUUCUGCUGUUUAAGAGCUUUUGAACUAGUGCUUAAAGCAGGUUUUCUCCAAGGCCUAAAUUAACUCUUUCAGCCUUUGACUAUGGUUUCCAUGUAGGAGUUUGUAUGUGCCUUACAAGUAUACAAGUAUGUGUUUGUUUAUGCUGGUAAUGCAUUAGAAUGACAAACCAUUUUGUGGUCUGCAAUAUUUUACUCAGUAGGGACAAUCAUUAGACUUUGUUCUUGAUUUUUUUCUUAGAAGUUUAAAUGAUUCAAUGCUAUUCAUUACUGCUCAUUUUAGAACCACGCUGUAAUCAUUAUAGGCCUAGAUAUUAUCUGAAAAGUUAGUGAAUAGGGGAUUUCUUCUAGCACUCUGGGCAUUUCAAGGUGGACAUCAUUCCUCCUCCUCCCCAUCCUCUGGUCUUUUGUCCAACCUUAAUGUGAGGGCUCUCAAAAAAGUGGGAACAUCCAUCCAGUUUAAGUCUGUCUUGCUUUCAGAGUUGUUUUCACACUCUCUUCUUUGUUGGCCAACAUUCUAACAUGUCACAAGUUUCUUUUCUUACUUUGUGUGGGAGCACAGAGCCACACAAUUGCAAGUAGGCUUCUCUAUGUAAACUGUGUCUUUAGACUAGGUACUUCUUGGGGAAAAAUCUCCAAAUUUAAAAUAGCAAAAGAAAUUUCAAAUUCAGCCUCACCACAACCUUCUACGGAAGGUCGCUGUCACAUGGAAUCUCUUAUGAUGGCAUACAAAGAAAGGCCGUAAGUUAUGUAAGGCACUAGCUCACAUGAGGGCUUAUUAGACUUUGUGUCAUUUUUAAAAGUCUUCAAAUGAAUGAUACCAACUGAGUCUCAGUAUAACUUGGGUAUUUUAUUAGAUAUCUCAUUUUGCAAAUGAUGACAUCAUAUCUGAGAAGGGAUGAGUGGUAGAGGCAAGAACCUAAAUUCUGCAUUUUUUUUUUAACCAGCCAGAAAGAUAUGUGUCUCUAGCUGGAUAUAAUGGAGAAACAAAAAUUUGAUUCAACAGAAAGCUAGUUAACUGGCUAUUUGUGAUACCACAUUUCUUAAUUUUUAAAUUAUUCAGGUACAUAGUAAACAUAACCUAUAACACUGAUAAGAAUAUUUCUUUAUCAGUAAAAUACACACACACAUGCACACAUGCACCCCUCAAGAACAGGGGACAAAAACAGUUUUUGUCCAAACUAGAAACCUAUAAGGUUUUGUACAAAGGACUGAUACCUUAAGAUCUUUCUCAAAUAAAACUUAUAGAAAAUGAAAACUGUUUGAGUGCUUGCUAUAAAAAAACAGCUUUCAGGGGAAUUUGCUCCUCAGCUCCCAAAUACUGCCUCUUUCCUGGGACAGAGCUUCCAAAUACACAUGGACACCAUAGUGGUCAUUGGCGGUAACAUGGUCUGUGCAGAGCAUGGACAAGAAGCAUGACUUGUCCAGACAUCUUGCCAGAAAAUGACAUUGUAAUGAUGCUAUGGCUCUUGGGAAACCCAGUACAGGUAAAGUUAAUAUUUAUUAUUAGAAAGAUGAUGGAGAUGUUUUACAUAUUUUCAUAGAGAUUUUAUUUAAUUUACAUUUUAUAAAAGAAAAAUAUCUUUCUUUAGUUAAUAAGUUCCUUUAGUGAGAAUUAGAAGCAACAAUUAAGCUAAGAGAGCAGCCUCCCUCUGAAGGAUUUGGAUUUGAAUACUGGCUCUGCUAUUUCCUAGCUGUGUAACCUUGGGCAAGUUCAUUGUCCUUUUUGAGCUUCAGUUUUCUCACAUGCAAAGCAUAAAUAAUAAUACCUACCUUUAAGGAUUGUUUUUAAGAUUGUAGAAAUACAUGCAUUGGCCCGAGGUAACUUUUUAAAAAUCAAGUACUCAAUUUAUGUGGAGAAUGGGACUUUGGAUCAUUAAGAGCCUCAUUGCACUUUUAUGCUGCCAAGGAAUUGUUAGUCCUUCACCUGAAAUACGAGUUAGCAGGAAUGAGAUGUAGGGGACAGGGAUUUUAGAUCUUAAGAAGAUGAAUCUAAAUGUAGGAUGUAGGAGAUCCUAAGGAAACACUUAGUCUCUUCUUUCCCUCCCAUGGUUACCAAACCCUUGGCAAAGAAACUGCUCCCCUGAUCAGUAAUGUGUGAAGUGUCAUCCUUUCACUCAAUAUCUUUUCCCAUGUGUUUUUGAGUUGUAUCUACUCAUUUUACCCACCAAAUUUGCUUUUAUUAUCUUCAUCUUUAUAGAGCCAGCACAUCUCUACAGGAACUAGCUGAAUCUGAUUCUGCUUCUUACAUCCCUGACAAAACUGUCAACUUCAUUUCCAUCACAAAAUCUUGGUAGCUCUUAAGGGUGUCACAGCUCAAUGUUUCCCAUCCCAGGUUGAAUUGGCACAGCUGGGGCAAAGAGGCACUGCCUUAAGACUAAAGAAGUGAGCAACUUGAACUGACAAAUAAUUGAGAAAAUACAAACAUGGGUUUAAAUUUCUACUGUAAAAUACCAAUUGUCUCAACAUGGAAGGAUCAUAAAAAAAUAAGCUUUGACUUAACUCAUUGAUAGUUGAGAGUUACAGUAUAAAAAGCAACUAGCCUAUCUGUUCCCUUUGACCUGCGGGCUAUUCUGAUGAUAAUCAUUGCAUUAAAAACCUUUAAAUCUUGUUAAGCCUUUGAUUCUAACCUAAAUGCUAAAGUUAUUUUUUUUCAUUUAAUUGAUUGGAAAAUUUGUUAGGAAAAAUGUAUGCAGUUAUUCUCUCAUCAAUCUAUGAAGUGUGGUAUCCAAAGUUGAUGUUAUGCGGCUUGCUACCGUGAAAAGGAAGGCUGCAUUAGCCACAUUGUUAAAAAAUCGUGUCUUCAAAGCAAAGAAAAUGAGAGUUUCAAGAGAAAUUGUCUAUUAGGGGAGUGGCUCGGUGGUGACUGCAUUAUAUUUUCAAAAAAAAGAACUUUUUUAGUUACCUGAAGUUGACGCUCCUUUUUUCCUUCAGACAGACUUACUUUAAACAGUUUUGGUGGACAUAUUAAUCAUUUUGCUCUUUGUUAGUUAGAACAUACUAAAACUUACUUUUCCUGAAGGACAUAGGAUUAAAGUAUUUUUUCAUUUAUUUAUUCAACUGAUAUUUGCUGAGUGCCCAUGCACUAGCAGUUACUGUAUAAACGGAGUCUUAAAGAAAGGAGGCCCAGCCAUGUCAAGAAUGGGGAGAAUGGAGCUCCCAGCAGGGAGAACAGCAUGAGCUGUCCCUGAAGUGGGAAAGCACUUGGCAAGUUUUGCAGAACUGAAGAACAGUGUGGUUAGAGCUUAGUGUGAGACAAGGAGAAUGGAACAAGAAGAGACUGGAAUGCAGUUAAACGCAGAGGGACUGUUAAUGUACAUGGAGCGAUUGCCCUUAAGUUAAAAUGUCACUAGGCUGCUGCACAUCUUCUGAUACAUGUGAUGUAUUUGUUUUGUGAUGUUUCUGAUGUCUUUUCCCCAGUUGCUUCCUUCAUUGUGUUAAUUCUUUGACUUUGCAGGAAUUCUAAAAUCUGAGUCUAGUAGCAUUUCCUUUUUUUCUUUCUAAAUAGUCUUCUAUUGGGCUGGAGGAUUUGAUAGCCCCCCUAAUUAGGAUUAUGUCUAAACUAAGAGUAAAACAGGCAUGAGUUUGGAACAGGUACACUCUCUGGGCAAAAACUGUAGGCUUUUUUUUUUUUUUUUGAGAUGGAGCUUCCCUCUUGUCACCCAGGCUGGACUGCAGUGGUGCGAUCUCAGCUUACUGCAACCUCCGCCUCUUGCAAUCUCCGCCUCCUGGAUUCUAGUGAUUCUGUUGCCUCACCCUUCCAGUAGCUGGGAUUACAGACACCUGCCACAAUUCAGGGCUAAAAAGCUUUAGGCUUUAAUAAAUGUACCACACUCCUUCUGGGCCUCAGUUUCCUUAUCUGUAAAAGCAGACUACUGAUCAAAAUACCACAUAAAGGCCCUUUCAAUUUGUAAUUUUACUUACAAUAAAAGAUCUUUAAAACAUAUUGCGUUUUAUUAUGCUUGCCCUUGACAUAUCUUAAUUAACUGCAUGCAUUAAAUACUGUUUAAAAUAACAGCAUCCUCAAAACAUUAAUAUUGACCAAAGUAAAGUAAAAAAUUGAAGUAUUGAGAACUACUGUAUAAAUGAGAUUAUUUAUUCUAUUACAUUUUUUCUUUAUCUGACUAUGAAAUUUGUUAUGAGAAAAUGUGAACUCAAGUGCAAAUUAGUUUUGAGUUCCAUGUCUAAUCAUUUCUUAAUUUGGUGAAUGCAUGUCAUUAUUUUCUUAUUCCAAAAUUUUCAGUUCUACAUUUUCUGUACACAGGAGUGUUACAAUUGUUCAUGAACACACAAAUAUUAUCUCUGAAGGGAGAAGCUGUUGCUUUGGUUUUCCUGUCAACAACAGCAUUUGCCAUAGUAUUUUGAACAAAAUAAAUGCUCAAGAAAAUGUUGUUUGAAUGAAUGCAUCAAUGAGAAAAAUUCCUUGGCUUGAAUCUGACUUAAAUAUUUGCUAAAUGGAUCAAGCGCCACCACCGAGCUACUUUUCUAUCUUCAGAAAAAUUUUUAUCAGGCACCAGUUACUUAAAAAUAAAGCGUGAAUCUGCGGUAUUCUUAAAUUCUUUGGGAUUAUGUAGGAAUGUGUAAAAUGAUGUUCAAGAGUCUCAGGGGAAAAGGGUUAGUAAGCAACACUUACAUAGAAAUGAAACUGUUUCAGACAGUGGUCAACCUCAGCAAAGUAUUUGCAAAAUAGCAAUCGAGUGACUGCUCUCCUUUGCUUUGGGGGUCAGAAGCUGUCCACUUACCUUACUCCUCACUAAUUGCAGGGAGGGAUGAGUGGAAAGCAGGGCACUGGACGAGUGCUGACAGCUGUCCCAAACAUGGCGUCUUGUUUCCUGUGGGCCCAGGUCUGCUUAGCAUUAUGCAGUGCUUAGGUUCGUUCGUUGUGGUCAGUGUUUGCUGGGAGGUGUAUGAGACACUGGCUUUCCAGGAGGAAAACUCCUGGAUAUUUUUAUACCAGGCAUACAAAUUUGAGUGCGGAAAAUUGAUUGUAAAAAUUCAGGAGGGAAAAAGAAAAUUUUUUGGUGUGGCAGCAGGGAAAAUAUUUCUUUUGCCUCCCCAAAGAAAAAGAAAUUCUGCAGGGCUCAGAGUUUGUAUAUGAAAAGAGAUAAAUUCAUUCCUAGAAAUAUUUUGGUAUCACUGGCUCUCAGGUGGCUCAUGUUCCAUUCAUUGGUGGUCAGAGCUUUCUGGGAGUUAAGGAAGGAGAGGUGAGGAGUUCGAGGGGAGAACCUCACAUAUAAGCGGGGCACGUUUCGUGUGAUAUAACAAUCACUGAGCCCCCUAGCAAGUAGUGGAAAUUAUGUAUUAAAUUAAUCUGUGUCUAACUUUAAUGAGGAUUAUCUUCAGUUUAAAAAGCAAAAAUGGAAAAAAGCAUCUGGUGAAAAAUCCUUCACACCUCUGGAAUAAAUUUAUGAUUUUAAUCUCAUCAUAUUAUCCUAAAGUUUAAAGUCUUAACUUUUUCUUAGGAAUAAGCAGCUAAAUUGAUGGUGCGUCAGGUCGCUACUGGCUUUCAAUUUCAGGGAUGCUGUGGUGAAUGAAGGAUGAAAGGUGUGUCUGAGAAAAACUUGAGCCUAUCUAAUUAUUUCCAAGUCAAAUUGUGUCAUUGGUAGCAUCCACUGCGCCAUCAGACUCCUGAGAAAGAAGAGAAGACAGGAUACAUGCAUGGAGGCACGUGAUUCGUCUUGAAGUCGUUUGUCCUCUGAAUUAUUUGGAGAGCGGGCUGAGAAACCCUGGGACUAAGGACGUAGGGUAGAGUAAUAAAAAUGCACCCUAUCACAAUGUCUAAGCACAAAUAUUCACUUUUCGUUUCAGCUUAAGCUGUGAUCUCUCAAAACUGCUUGUUCAGCCUUUCUUAAUACCAGGGUAACUUAAAAACAAAUCCCAUCUUCUACCAAAACUGCUUUAGGAAGCAGCUCCUCUGGGCCCUGGCUUUGACAGGAUUCACUCUGAAAUGGUCCUGUUUCAUCCAACCAAUAUAGCAAAUCUGUUACUUUUAUAACAGAAGAAUCUGACAGGAUUUUCCAGAGGCCAGCUGUGGAUCUUUAGAUUGUCGUCAUGUUACUCAGAACAGAACAACUGUUUGAAUCAAAGCCAAAGAUGUCCUUGAAUCAUUUGGUAUCAGGGCACUAAUGAGCUCUGCAGACAUUUCAGAUUCCUUUUCCUUCCCAUCCCUUCCUCCCCAUCCACCUUACCCAGGUGUGACUUAAUCCAGUCUAUUUUUCCCCUAAGUAAUAAGCUGUGACACACAUACGCUCAUGCACACACAUACAUAUAGACAUAAGAUUUAUAGGUGUAUAAUCUGUUUUGUAUGGUGAAGUGAGGUUUCAAAACAGUGGUUUUUCAAGAGAAGCAGCAGAAUUUUCAUUGACCUAUUUUAAUUAAUAGAUAGGUAGAAGUAGAGCUUUGAUUUUCAUUGUGUUCUAUAGUUUUUAGAAAUGACAAGUUCCUUAAUGAUCUGUUAAGCCAACUCUGAGUUUUUGGAGAUGAGAAAACUGAAGCUCCGAGUUUGAAGAGAUUUACCCAAGAUCCCCCAGGUAGCAUCUGGUAGAGCUGGACUCAAGCAGGUUAUUGAAUACUGGGUUCUUUUUCCUCUAUAGUACACAGUUUGAGAGGCUUAUUCAUGUUUCUUACUUUCUCCAUUUUUCUUGUGCUUAAAACUGUCUGUUAUAAAUGGGCAAGUUUUAUUCACCUAUGAUGUUUCUUUUUCUUGUUUUUCAUGGCAAAUUGAUGAAAUUGUGUUAUUCCGGAGUCAUGUUAUAUGAGCACAUGUAAUUUCAGUCUGUUAUGCUCACUGUUCCCUGCCUCCUACCCCACUACAUCUGGGUGAUGAAUUCCCACUUAUAACCAGAGCUCAAGUCCUCUGUGAGUCUCUACGCAAAACAAAACCUCCCCUGGAUACUCACCUUCCCUCACCCUUGGCAACUGCUCCUCUCUCUACUCCAGCAAGACUUUGUAUAUGGAAGCAUGAGCAUUCCUACAUUCUAUUGUAUAUAUUUAUUCAUUAGCUUACCUCUUUUUUAUCCCCAGUUCUACAACAUUGCAAAUGAAAUUCUUUAUAGAGCAACCCCCUACAUAACUUAAGACUGUUCUAACCUUUAUUUCAAAUUUCAUUUCUGAAGAUGUAUUAUGUCAUCUUGAAGGUGGGCCUCCUAGUUUGCUGUUAUUCUUGUUGUUGUUGUUUUUGAGCCAGAGUCUCGCUCUGUCACCCAAACUGGAGUGCAGUGCCAUGAUCUCGACUCACUGCAACCUCUGUCUCCCUGGUUCAAGAAAUUCUGUUGCAUCAGCCUCCCUAGGGAUUAACCACGUCUGGCUAAUUUUUGUAUUUUUAGUAGACAGGGGUUUCACCAUGUUAGUUGGGCUGAUCUCAAGCUCCUAACUUCAGGUGAUCCACCUGCCUCAGCCUCCCAGAGAGCUGGAAUUGCAGGCGUGAGCCACUGUGCCUGGCCAAGCCUGUUAGUUUAAGCUUCCACAAGAUUGUGAAUUAGCUUCCUACUUUUUAACCAACAUUUAUUGAGCAUCAAGUACUGUGUUACAAAUAACCCUGCGGCUUGCUUUUGCAGACAUUAUCCCAUGAAAUAUUCACAAUAAUCCUGGAGAGUUAGGUUGGCCUAACUUAUGUAUAAAUACAGAAACAGAGCAGAAAGAGGGUACAUCUUUUGUAAAGUCUACUGAGUAUCUACAUCUGAGAUUCAAACUCAAUCAUUUGAACCAGUGUUUAAGAUCUCUACCCCUCUACCCUGCAUCCCUCCUUAUCUCAUUAAGCAGAUUUUUUUAGUAUGCCUAUACUUCAACAAGAUAGAAGCAGGAUUGAGGGGGAGGUGUUGGGAGAAGUUUUGGAGUAAAUUCUUUGGAUUGUCUGCCUCAAACAUACCCCUCCAAAAGUCAUCACUACCAAUAUGAAAGUGUAAACUGUUAUACGUCUUAAAGAAGAGGACUCAGGCUCCCUCGGCUCUCUGGUAUUGUUGCCUUAUUUACUGUUUAUCAUUUGUCUGAUUUAAUUUCUUACCAACAUUACUUUUUGAAAAAACUAACCACUGAAAGAUAGUUGCUAAUUAUCGCAGAAUAAUGAAGAAGAGGGGAUGGCAUAUUCAAAUUACUAGUUGAUUCAAAAUGUAGAAGGUGAUGUCUGAUAGCUUCCUCCCACCAAAUUCUUGUCAGAACUCUAUUUAACAGCAAACAUACAUUGCAUCUACUUUUUCCUCUCACAUCUUUUAAUCUCAGAAUUUCUUUUGGUUCAUUAAGUGGCAAUAUGUAAAAUGGUAAAAGAAGCGAAAAAUUUCUUAGGUUUCCAUCACUUGUACCUGAAGAAUUAAGAGUUUUAUGAGGUUGGGUAUGGUGGCUCAUGCCUGCAAUCCCUGCACUUUGGGAAACUGAGGUAGGAGAAUCACCUGAGGUCAGGAGUUCAGACCAGCCUGAACAACAUGGUGAAACUCCAUCUCUCCUAAAAAUACAAACAUUAGCCGGGCAUCAUGGCACACACCUGUAAUCCCAGCUACUCGGGAGGCUGAGGCAGGAGAAUUGCUUGAACCGGGAACGGGAGGUAGCAGUGAGCUGAGAUCAUGCUAUUACACUCCAGCCUGGGUGACAGAGCAAGACUGUGUCUCAAAAAAAAAAAAAAAAAAAAAGAGUUAUGUGUAACCAUGUAAUGCUUCUCCCAUGUUGUAAAAACUAGACAGUAUCACUGGGUUGUGCCAAGUCAGCCCUUUAUAAUUCACUGUUGCUCAUGUUUUGCAUCUAUCAUAUCAGUUAGUACUAAAAAGUAUAACACAGGCCCUUUCAUUUACAUAAAAUAAAAAAUAAGACUCAUGAAGCUUAUUGAGCUUUUUAAAUAACUCAGCUCUAGUGGCAGAGCAGGAGUGCGUUUAAAAGCAUGAAUGAAAAGUGAUGAGAAGUAUUUAUCUGUUGAUAGAACAGCAGCAGCCUGAAGGUUGACUCUUCCUGUAGCUUUGAACCAUUUGAUUGCUAUUUGUCUUCUCCCUUUCAACUGUCAAACAAGGGAAGCAGGUUUUGUAAAGGCAAUAGAGAAAGAAAGGGAAAGGGGUCUUCCCUCAGCAGAGGAAAAUGUUUCUUCGAUUUGGUUUGCUUAGAAGCUAUUUUAUCCCACCAAAAGGAUAAAAAAAUCUCUCCCAUGUGUGGAGAGCAGGGAACAUGUAGUCAGGGAAAUUGGAGGUUCUUGGAGACCUAAGUGUUAAUGAAGAAUUAUACAUGUAAGUCUGGCAUGAAAGGUAGGCAUGGAGCAUGGCUGUUCAAAAUGUAGCUACUGGUCAGAGCAGUCCAGCUGGUAAACCCGACCAGAGGCAGGAGUUGCCAGGAUUGUCUUUGAUUUGUAUAGGCAACGACUUGGCUGAGUUUUGUUAGAGCCAUUGUUUUCAAAUUUUUUUUUUUAUCAUUUGAACUCUUUUAUCAAAUAAAAUAUCAAUAUAUAAAACAGAUAGUAGCAGAGGUGCUCUGGUUGCAGUAGGGGAGAAGGCCUGCCUCCUAAGCUUCACCUUCCCUCUAGUAGCAGAUGCUCAAGCAUCAGAUUUCCCCAGGAAAUAAUUCAGAAACAAUACAAGGAAAAGUGAUUGGUGAGAUCCCUUAUCAUCCUAUUUUUGGGGGGCUAUAGGGAGUGAUGCUCAGACUAGCAUAGCCCCAGACCAGAAGCAUCAGGAUUACUGUGAACUUCUUAGACAUGCAAAUUCAGAAUCCAGAUCUCUUAGGUGGCGCCCAGCAACUGUGUUUUAAUAAGACCUGCAAGUGUCAAGACCACCAAAGUUUGAGAACCAUUACUAGAGCAGUAGUUCAGAACUUAAGCUUUCUCAGAUCCAUUGUGUAACUGAAUCCUCAGAGAAGCAGGCACCACUUGCAAGGAUGGAAACACCUAUGAGAGAAAAUGCGGCAGGAGCUGGAAAAGACUGCGAGAGCUACUGAAAUUCAUGUAUGUCUACUCUGAGUAGAGGAGAGAUGGAAGGAAAUUGGGUGGAAGCAUCCCUAUUAGUUCUAAUAUCUGGGCAUCUUGUAAUUGGUCUCCAUUAUUUGUAAUUUCUCUUGCAAAUGCCAUAUUUUCCUGGACUUUUUUUUCCUGUGGCAUGUUGGGGGCAGUUAUGUAGAGUAAAUUUAGAUUGGUUUCUAGUCAUGAAUGAUCUUUUUCGUAGACUCUGUAUUUUGAUAUACUCCCCUGAAGAGUGCUGUUUUUUAAAAAUAGUCAUUUCAUUUUGCUGGACUCAAACUGUCCAGCAAAAGAACUAAUCUUGGCUGAGUUCUUUUAGCUUUAGCUAUCAGUGCUAUGUGCACAUCACAGGGUCAGCCACAGUUGGAACAAAGUUUGUAGACUCUGCAUUUUGGGCUGUCUCCUAUCUGGAAUUUCCCCUUUGCUUUCCAGUAGCUGUAGUGUCCUUGAUUUCUAUUCUCUGGUUCUAGUAAGACUGUGCUUUUUUCAUGGGAGUUUUAUUCUCCUCUCAUGGAUCUGACCAUUUUUUGUUUAUUUCUUUAUUUUUUGCUUUAAGUAUCUUAUGGUUUGGUAUAUUUGGAUUCUUUACUGGAAUGUGUAUGCAUAUGUAGAUAUUCAUAAAUUAUGCCUUUAUUAUUAUCCCUUUCUUUAGUGUUUUGUCCUCAAAUUU
Molecule: messenger RNA, 21839 nt
Organism: Callithrix jacchus (white-tufted-ear marmoset)
Lineage: Eukaryota; Metazoa; Chordata; Mammalia; Primates; Cebidae
Gene: SUGCT
Product: succinyl-CoA:glutarate-CoA transferase
Cellular component (GO): mitochondrion
Molecular function (GO): succinate-hydroxymethylglutarate CoA-transferase activity
Source: RefSeq, a predicted model, not a curated record